AUGAGGAUAUUCGUACCCGUGGUGGUGAUCCUGAUCGCCGGGAGCUCGCUGGCCAGCCAGGACUUCCUCUCCAAGUCCUUGAACGAGUGCAUCGCCGCGGAUUCCUGGGCCAGCUGCUUGAAGCACGAAGUACUCGGAUACCUGGACGAGAAGCUCGGCACCAGCACCGAGGCCAGGUCUAUGGACACCGUGGACGAGGCCAUUGUCGCGAGGACCUUCAAGUAUCUCAAGAGUUUCGACUACGGAGUCGACUUGCCGUUCGUCGAUGCUAGCCUCAAGUACAGGCCCAGCAGAAGCUUGGCCGAUUUGGACGUCGAGUUCAAGGGGAACGAGGUCGCCACUAGUCAAGCCAGAGGGAUUCUCAAGAAGAAGCUGCUGCUGCCCAUUCUGCUGCUACUCAAGCUGAAGAUGAAGGCUCUCAUGCCGAUUCUGGUUGCUAUUGUUGGCCUGAAGGCGAUGAAGGCUUUGGUAUUGUCGAAACUCGCUAUUCUCCUCGUCGUCGGGUUCAUCGCUGUGCAGUUCUUCAAGAAAGGGGGAAUGAUGAUGCCGAUGGGAAUGUCAAUGGAACCGGCUUCAUCGACAUACGGAGCUCCACCUCUGCCCUCGACCACGUCGAGCAGCGACCCGGCGAACACGUGGGACGGAUACGGGCCGUACUCCCGCGUCUGGACGCCGACGAACGGUGUGGAGGCCCAGAACCUCGCGUACUCGUACUACUCGCCGAACAGCAACUCGGGCUCGUACAGCCCGUCCUCGUCUUCGUCGUCUUCCUCGUCGUCAGGCAACUCGGCCAGCCCCUCGAACUAUUAA
Messenger RNA from Nomia melanderi (Alkali bee), 810 nucleotides. RefSeq names its product DUF1676 domain-containing protein Osi20 (gene Osi20). Gene Ontology annotation, cellular component: membrane. The record is from RefSeq and is a predicted model, not a curated record. Lineage: Eukaryota; Metazoa; Arthropoda; Insecta; Hymenoptera; Halictidae.